Messenger RNA from Psylliodes chrysocephalus, 2362 nucleotides. The record is from the annotation of a GenBank genome assembly. NCBI's taxonomy places the organism in Eukaryota, Metazoa, Arthropoda, Insecta, Coleoptera, Chrysomelidae.
AUUUUCCUAGAUAUGCUUGACCCGACUUAUUGCAUGAUGUUAUUUUUGAUUUAAAAUCGGUUUUGUAUAGCUUCUGUGAUGAAAUUCUGUUUGAUGUAAUGAAAUUAUUAGUGUUUUAAUAUUUAUUAGAAAGUAUCGAUAAUGGCUCUAAACAAAGUGCGACUUUUGGAUGAGGAUCAGUUAUUAGGAUUAUUAAACCAAAAUGGUUACCAAGGUAUUGCAAACAUUAUCAGCAACAGAAAUAUCAAUGGACAAAGACUUUUAGAACUUUCUGAAUGUCAAACCGGAUUAUGGAGAUUAUCAGUCCCCCAAAAGAAAGGCCUCUUUAGUUUCAUAGCAGAAGUUAAAGAGAACCCUUUCAUAAUUUUAAAAAAACCAGUUACAAAAUUAAAUAAACCUGCAUUACCUUCACCCGUUAUACCAAAAUCACCAAGACUGCCCCCGAAAAAAACCUCAGAACAAAAUGAAUUUAAACUCAAACUUGGGAUGAUUUAUAGCACUAACUCUUCACCCAGUCCAACGCCGUCAAAUGUUCCCGACCAUUACUUGCCAAGAUCAACAAGGCCGGUACCAAUACCUCAAGAUACUGAAGAAGAUUCUUUAUCAAAUGUUGAAUAUGAAAAUGUAGUACAAUUAAAAGGAAGUGAGGAUUACGGAUAUCUUACUUCAAAUGAACUAGAAACUGAUGGUUAUAUUAAAUCUAAUGUGGCCAAAAUGAUAAAUAAAAGUAUUAAUAAAAAGAUUAAUGGUAUGUCAAUAAUAAAUACACAGCAUUCAAAUGAUGAACCAAAAACCAGUCGAAAUAAAUAUUCUUCUUCAACUGAAAAUUUAAUAAAAAUGCCCCCAAGUUCUCAAAGAAAAUUUCCACCACCUCCACCAAGUAAUAAUGAAACAGUCGGUCUUAAAAAAUCACCAGUUACAGGUAGACCACCAAUUCCUGUACCAAAAGAGCAAAAGGACAUCAGGCAGUCUGUAUCGUUAGAAGAUGUAAGACGCGAGUUUAGUGACAGUGAAUUUGACUCUGAUAAUAAUGAUGAUUUGCUGCCUCUAAAUAAAAAAGUGAAAAACAGAAAUAAUACAAAAAUGGUAGACGGAUAUUUGGAUUUGAAGGCAAUAAACGUGCCACAAACAUCUUCCGCUAAAUCGACACCUGAUUUCCCAUCUAUACAAAAAACUAAAUCAACACCAACAAUUAACGAUCUUCAAAAUAACGAGGAGCAAUUAAAACGACAGAACAGUUUAUUUGGUUCACUAUCUAGAUUAUUCUCAAAAAAAGGAAAAACUAGAACGAAUUUGCUCAACAACCAGGUGAAUUAUGAAAAUCAUAUGAUGGAAAAUGAAGUUCCAUCAGUUCGAAUCGACAAAAUAUAUUCUUUCAAAAACCGCCCUUUGCCGAAAGUUCCAAAAUCUGAAACCAUUACUGAAUUUGCUGACAAUAAGCAAGAACAAAUGAUGGAAAAAUCGUUAUACGAAAAUCUUAAAAACAGAAGUGUUGAAAAUAUUACUAAAGACGUUGUGGAUCAUAAAAAUACCUAUUCUUCUAAUACUCCUUCGAUCCCAAAUAAUAAGAAACUUAAUCUACAAGACGAGCUAGCACUAAAGCUUUCAAAAGCACUCAAAGUUAGAGAAGCCCAAUCCUCACAACAUAUUAAAAGAAAUUUUGCCAAGAUGAAGACGCCUUCUGGAAGUGAAGAUGAUGAUGGUAAUGAUGAUGAUGAUGAAGCAGAUAUUCAUAUUUAUGGGAAUAUUGAUAACCAUAGAAAUCCACAACAAACCAGUUUGCAGCCAUCUAGAAGUAUUUUAAGAAACAAUUCCAACAGUAACAUUGAAAACGAUGAAUUUAUUGCGACUCCACAAUCAUACUAUGAAAAUCUUAAGAAUUCCCAGUCGGUUCAUAAGCAAGCGAAACCAAUAGAAACGGAAAUGAAUGUUGGUACAACUGAAGAAGAGUCAGAAUAUGUUGGUUCACUUUUUAAUAUACAUAAUCAAAAAUUCUUUAGAAAUACGGACCGAGAAGGUGCGCGAAACCUUCUUAAUUAUUUGCCUGAUGGGGCGUUUCUAUUUAGACCGAGUCAAAAGUAUUUUCUCGUACUAACUUUGAAAUACAAAGGCAAAUGCUACAAUUUGGGCAUAGAGCGUACUGUGAACAAUAAAAUUCGACUACAUGCUGACACCAGGAGCAUUUCACCGGAAUUUGGAUCUUUACAAGAUUUUGCUGAUUACUUCACCAAAGAAGCAGUUACGUUUCGAGAUAAUUUCGAUAAUUUGGUUGAAAUAUUUUUGAAUCCUAAUGGGUAUUUAUAAUUUUACCAUCUCAUGUUCAUAAUUAAUAAUAAUUAUAAUUCAAAUGUAGAUAAUUGCG